CAAACUUCGUCUUUCGAUACUUCGCAAUAUCGUUAUUGGUUGCCGUGAUUGCCUGCGUCGCUCCCUCUUUUUCUUUUUCUGUUCACAUAUAUUAUACCACGCACAGCAUGAGCAAGCGCGCAGCGAAGGCCUCGGCCAGCAGUGCGCGUGCUGCUUCGACGUUCGGCAGCACCCCCGCGUUUGGUGGGAGCUUCGGAGGCAGCGCGUCGCAACUCUCUUAUGUCGCAGAGCCGCCCAACCUCUCUGCAAUAACAGACCCCAAUGUCGUGGUUUAUUUCCGAAACCUGUCGAAAAAGGACAGUACCACGAAAGCGAAGGCGCUUGAAGAUUUGCAGGCACACAUUGGGGCGUUGCAGGAGCCGGUUGAGGAGGGUGUGUUGGAAGCAUGGGUCAGUAUCACUGUGUAUCCGCGCACCUCGAUAGAUAAUGCCAAGGCUGUUCGGCAGCUGUCCCAUACCGUCCAUGGCCUCAUGGCCGCAUCCGCCGGCAAGCGCAUUGCCCGACAUAUGCCAAAGAGCGUCGCUGCAUGGCUGUGCGGCCUUUACGACGGCGAUCGCGCCGUCGUUGAAGCAACACAGAACUCACUGCGCCAGGUCUUCGUCACACCCGAGAAAAUCCAGAACAUCCGCAAAGCCUACCAGCAGCCCGUCCUCGAGUACUGCCGCGACGCAGUCGAUAAGGAAAGCGUCACUACCCUCAGUGACGAGCGCACCGUCAGCGCAGAUGAUGCACAGGCGAAGUACAGCAGGGUUAUCUCAGCAUGUAUAGCACUGCUAGGGAGUUUGUUGAACAACUUGGCACCGGAGGAACUGGCGAAGUUUCAAGGCGACUACGACACCUUGUUAGGGGAUAAGAAACUAUGGGACUUUGCGUCGCAUGCAGACGUCUCGAUUCGGCGCUCGCUGCACCGUUUGCUGAAGACUUGCUUGACGAAGCAGUCUCAGGCAGCUAGUACGAACUUGGAGACCAUCAGCAAGGCUUAUCUCUCAGUAGCACUCAACUCUGACCAGACUGGCUCCGCGUACGAUUACCUCGAAGCUCUGAUCCAGCUGACGACGGCAUACCCGACCGUGUGGACCGAACAUUACAAAAGCAAGACAUCGGUUGACAGACGGUUACGACAGUUUCUGAAAAAGGGCUCGCAAUUUGGUCCUCAGGACUAUUGGAGCCGUUUGGUUGAUCUGAUCAAGGCAAUACCAACAUCAAUUCUUCCCAACAACGCACCUGAUGCGGUAGAGCUUCUCAAUGCUCUCCAGGCUGGCAUCACAAGCAAGAACGAGCCCAAAUAUAGCCAGGAGGCUUCAUACACUGCAUAUUUCAAGAUCCUAGCUUUGGUGAACGCACGGCUGUCGGCUGAUCAUCAGGAGGCGUUUGUGCAGGAGAUGGUGUUACCCCUCAUGAGCCAGUACCUGCGGCCUUCGGUAGAAACAUCGCAAUGGAACAUACCAUCCAAUGCGGGCAAUCUUCUCGCUCGAGCCUUGGCGGUUGAUGGUGUAACUAUGGCGCUUUCGAAGCAGUGGCCACAGUACGCCCAGAAACUCAUUGAAGACAUUCAAACGUCUGCACCUGCGCAAUCGAAAGAUUUUGAGAAAUCCCAGACAGCCGUGCUUCAACACGGUACGCAUUACGCAAUGCUACAAGAGCAGGUUCUCCAGGUCAAGAUCGAAGCAGGACUCUCGCAGGCCGUCAAAGAUGCCGAGACCGCAAUCAUCACGGAAGCCUUGAAUGUUGUGAAGAACAGGAACGGAAAACCAUUCGGCGCUGCUGCUACGAUUGCUGCACUCUUGUCUCGUAGCAAGGACUUAAUCAGCGGCACGAUUGGACAGCAACUUGAACAGUUCAUCCAAGAUGACCUACCAACGAUCAUUCUAUCGCCAUCAUCCACCUAUCUCGUGGAGAUUAUGUACUCCUUCUCCGAAUCUUCGAUUUUCAAGGGCGCCUGGAGUGCUUCGCUGAAAACGGUCCUGAACGCGGAUGAUUCCACAGUCAAGACAAAGGCGCUCGAGGCACUGCUCACAUCAUCUAAAAUCCCAGCGUCCUUCGACUUGGCUAGCUCUGAUGCCGAGCUGCAGAGUUUUGUCAAGUCAAAUGUGCACGAAGCUGUUGCGGGCUCAUCGGAGUGGGACUCGUUCGCGCGCAUCCUACAAUCCCAAGCCAAGAUUCUUGCUCCAGAGACAACGGAUGACGUUCUUGCAUAUCUGACUCAAUCACUGUCAAUUUCAGAGCUUGCAUCUCACUCAUUGCAAGGUUUGCGUCAGAUUGUCAAGUCGAAUCCAUCCAUGCUACGAGAGUUUGCAGCCACACCGAAAGGUGGAGAGCUUCUACAAGCCUUACUGCGCGCUUCUGAAUCCCCCAAUGAUGAGACCGCACAAGGUGCAGCUACAGUCAGUGCAUCUAUACGAACGAUUCUGGCGUCUGAUGCUGGCACUCAAAACUCUAUGUACGAUCUCAUCCAUCAGGGGUUACGUGAGGCAUCGCCGUCUUCAGUCUCGGUGGAGACACUGGUAGAAUUGGCUGAAAAGUCUCUGAAGCCUGCCCAGACAUGGGAAGAGAAUUCAAAUCUGUUUCCUAGCGCUGAAGACUGGAAUGCUGCUCUUGCUCCGUUCUUGGCAUCUGUGCCCAAGUCUGCACUUGCCAUUGCCAACACACUCAAUGGGGCUACUUACUUGGUGGAGCCAGCCGUUACGUCUGCUGAUAUUAAAAAGAUGAGCCGGGACGCAGACGGCUACUCGGCAGCGUAUCGCAUUGCGCAAUACGUGGCAAGGAUCUCGAGGAUUCCACACUUCAGGGUGCAGAUUGCUCCUGUCGAAGUGCGGGACCUCUACUUACGCAACCUUGCUCUCACUGUGCAGCUCGUUGAUGACAACGUUAGUCUUGCUGGAGCCAAUGGCUUCUGGACGGAUUACAAUAACGACACUGAGAAUGAUGCCAUGUCCUUCAAGUCGGAUGCUUCCGCUUUCAUCGCGCAAGAACUCACGGGUGAAGGCGGUUCUGUUUCGUCAUUAGCGCGGAAUUCUAGCGAUGAGAACUCGUUGUUGAGUUGGGCACAGGACGUGCUUGGCCAGAUCCCGACCAGCACCUCUACUGAGGCCUAUUAUGCUGCCCGUGCCUGCAGCUCUAUGGUAUCGACUGCAAUUGCAUUCCACGGCUGGAAGAGCUCAUGGACUGCACGGGUGCAGGAAGCAGUCAAAACUAUCAGGAAGAACAAACAAGUCCUCCCUCUUCUCGCUUAUCUGGCUGCAUUCGAAGAGCCACUCGCGGCGUCAAAGUCUUGUGAGCGUCUAUGCAACGAGCUCAUCGCUGAUCUGACAGGCCUUGAUAUCGUCCAGAAACCACAAGAGGGAUUGAACCAGCUCGUCACUCUGAAUGCGGUCCUUGUCCAAGAUGGCAUCACAGAGAGCAUCGCUAAGCAGCGACUGGUGUUCUUCGUCAAACACGUUGUGACAUGGCUAGAUCCGGCCAAUGGUUCGGUAGAGGUCAGAGCAGAGGUCUGCCGUGCACUGACGGCCUUGCUUCCGUUGAUGAGUGACAUGUAUGGCGAGCAUUGGGCUGACAUCUUGAACGCGCUCUCAACAGCCUGGUCAAACACAAGUGAGCUGCAGACUACUGAAGUUGCAGCGAGCAGCCCCAUCCCAUUUACACAUGCCUCACUCAAGUUGUAUGAACAACUACGUAGGCUUGCAGAGAAGGAGGAUCCCAACGACGAUCUUGUUGAGGUAUGGAAGGAGAACGAGCAGUCAGUUGCCGCAGGGCUGGUAAACCUACUCAAGCACUCGCAACACUUCCCGGACGAAUUCCACCAACCUUUAAAGAUGGUCAACGAGGUCCUAGCACGUCAGAUUGCAAAGGUGCCAUCACAGCAUCUGGACUCUGCCGAGGAGCUUUAUCCACUGCUAUAUGUUGAGUCGCAACCUGUUCAACAGACUGCUUUCGAGAUUCUGCACAAGCAGAUACCUGCCGCGCAGGAACAGAUUUCCAUUGACGCUGCGCUAUCGAAGACCACGGCUCGCUUGCCAGAAGAAUUACUUUCGUUGAUCAUCGAGGCACCAACAGUAGCAGCACUAGCUGAUGUGAACUUCGAUCGCAGCGUUCCGUUGCCCUUGAGAGGUUACUUGCUGAGCUGGUUGCUUGUCUUCGACCAUCUCGAACAUGCAUCUUUCAAAGUUAAAAACGACUACAUCGAACACAUCAAGGAAGGCGAGCAUCUCCCAGGCCUGCUUGACUUCACAUUCGAUUUCCUUGGCCACGCGCACAACAAGCCUGUAGAUGUGUCCAAACUUGAUGUUACAACCUACACUCCUGACGCUGAGGCUCCAAAGCAGGACAUUCAGUGGCUUCUCACCAACCUCUACUACCUCACCCUUCUUCACACUCCAUCUCUGACGAAGUCGUGGUUCAACGCUCUGACUAGCAAAUCCCGUGCCAUCGCUGUUGCCCUCGAACCUUGGACCGAAAGGUUUAUCUCGCCACCCGUCAUCUCCGCUGCAUUAGAUAGCGUGACGGCUUGGGCAGGUACUGCGACAGACGACACAUUCGCAGUACGAGUUGCGCCACGCGCCCGCGAGAUCACCGCCAGCUAUGUGCUGGAUGAGCAAACAAUGUCGAUGCGCAUCAGCCUACCACCAGCCUUCCCAUUAUCAAACGCACAUAUCGAGGGCUUGAACCGUGUUGCGGUAAAUGAGCAAAAAUGGCAGUCGUGGCUCAGGACUUCACUCGGCGCAAUCACAAUCUUCAACGGCUCACUUAUUGAUGCUUUGUCGACCUGGAGGAGAAAUGUUGAAGGCGCACUCAAGGGCCAGACGGAGUGUGCCAUUUGCUAUAGCAUUGUGGGGCCGGAUAGGAAGGUGCCUGACAAGAGGUGUGGCACGUGCAAGAACGCGUUCCAUGGUGCUUGCUUGUUCAAGUGGUUUAAGAGCAGCGGCAGCUCGAGUUGUCCGCUCUGCAGGAACCCGUUCAACUACGGCUAGGUAUUGGUGUGAAUCAUACGUACGAGGGGCUAGAGGCUGGCGAUGUCGAUAGAUCAGAUAUAACAAUGACGACAAACCAAAACGUCUACGGUCAAAUCAUUGUGUGCUUUGCACU
Molecule: messenger RNA, 5082 nt
Organism: Boeremia exigua
Lineage: Eukaryota; Fungi; Ascomycota; Dothideomycetes; Pleosporales; Didymellaceae
Product: RING zinc finger protein-like protein
Exons: 3
Coding region: 108-4967 (1619 amino acids)
Biological process (GO): ribosome-associated ubiquitin-dependent protein catabolic process; rescue of stalled cytosolic ribosome
Cellular component (GO): cytosol; RQC complex
Molecular function (GO): ribosomal large subunit binding; ubiquitin protein ligase activity; zinc ion binding
Source: RefSeq, a predicted model, not a curated record